AAGCUCGAAACUGAAAGCACAAUUUCAGGAGCCAUCUUGCUUCUUUCUAAAAACUACGUAAAAUUUUACAAUAGAUGAAAAUCAGUGGAUGUGAUUUGUCAGAUCUGCAUAUGAAGCUCCAUUAUGAGCAACACACAGACAUCAACAGAUGGAGAUUCUUCUCCACAGUCCAGUUCAGUUCAUCAGAAGCGAUCACAUCCAGAUUUCAGCUGUGUGUCUAUGAAGAGUAACCGCUCUUUGAAUCCACGAGAAGUUUUGUUCAAGAAUGAGGAAACAUCACCUGAUCUCAGUUCAGUUCAUCAGAAGAGAUCACAUCCAGACACGAAGGGUGACGUGUCUAUGAAUCCUCCAAAAAAAAUUAAGAGUUACGAUUCAUCGCCUGUUGUCUGCCAUGAGUCUGAACUCCUCAAGACAUUCAAAUCAAAUCUGAGGAAGAAGUUUCAGUGUUUAUAUGAGGGAAUAUCAAAAGAGAGAAACCCAACACCGCUGAAUGAGAUCUACACAGAGCUCUACAUCACAGAGAGUGAAAGUGGAGAGAUCAGUAAUGAACAUGAGGUGAGACAGAUUGAGACACAAUCCAGGAGAACAGUAACAGAGGACACACCAAUCAAAUGCAACGACAUCUUUAAAGCUUUACCUGCACAAGACAAACCCAUCAGAAGUGUGCUGACAACGGGAGUCGCUGGCAUUGGAAAAACAGUCUCUGUGCAGAAGUUCAUUCUGGACUGGGCUGAAGGGAAAGAGAAUCAGGACGUCCACCUCAUAUUUCCACUUCCUUUCAGAGAGAUCAACCUGAUGAAGAACCAAACACUCAGUCUUUUAGAUCUUCUUCAUCUUUUCUUCCCAGAGACAAAAGAACUUGAAAUCUCCAGCGGUGAAUAUAAAGUGUUGUUCAUCUUUGAUGGUUUGGAUGAGUGUCGUGUGUCUCUGGAUUUUCACAGCAGUGUGAGGUUGUGUGAUGUCAGUGAAUCAGCCUCAGUGGACGUGAUCCUGACAAACCUCAUGAAGGGGAAUCUGCUUCCCUCUGCUCUCAUCUGGAUCACCUCCAGACCAGCAGCAGCUGAUCUCAUCCCCUCUGAGUGUGUUGAUCGAGUCACAGAGGUACGAGGCUUCACUGACAAACAGAUGGAGGAAUACUUCAGCAAGAGAAUCAGUGAUGAGAGUCUGAACAACAGAAUCAUCUCACACCUGAAGUCAUCCAGGAGCCUCUACAUCAUGUGUCACAUCCCAGUGUUCUGCUGGAUUUCAGCCACUGUUCUAGAGAGAAUGUUGAGUGAAGCAGAGAGUGAAGGAGAGAUCCCCAAGACUCUCACUCAAAUGUACACACACUUCCUGAUCAUUCAGACAAACAUCAAACAUCAGAAGGACUAUGAGAAGAAAGUGAAGAAUGAUGAAGACAUGAUCUUCAAACUGGGCAAACUGGCUUUUGAGCAGCUUGUGAAAGGGAACCUGAUCUUCUAUGAUGAGGACCUGAGAGAGUGUGGCAUUGAUGUAGCAGAAGCAUCAGUGUACUCAGGAUUGUGCACUCAGAUCUUCAGAGAGGAGUUUGGCCUGUAUCAGGGGAAAGUUUACAGCUUUCUUCAUCUGAGUGUUCAGGAACAUCUCGCAGCUCUUUAUGUGCACCUCUCAUUUGUAAACAACAACAGAAAUCUGUUUGAUCAAAUUAGGGAUCCAUCUUCUUCACCCAAUGGUGAACAGUCCUCCUUGUCUUCUUUACAUCAGAAAGCUGUGGAUGUGUCUUCAGACAGUAAGAAUGGAUAUCUGGACCUUUUCCUGCGGUUUCUUCUGGGUCUCUCACUGGAGUCCAAUCAGAAUCUCAUACAUCAUCUACAGACAGGAGGCUUCUGCUACAAAAAAGAAGAAACAGUUGUGUUCAUUCAAAUGAGGAUCUGGUCUAACCCUUCUCCAGAGAAAUCCAUCAAUCUCUUUCACUGUUUGAAUGAACUUGGAGAUCCAUCCCUCAUAGAGAUAGUUCAACAAUAUCUUCGAUCUGGUCAAAUAAGAGAAAUGAACCUCUCGCCUUCACAGUGGUCAGCAUUAGUUUUUGUGUUGCUGACUUCAAAGCAGAACAUGAAAGUGUUUAAACUGAAGGAAUUUGUUCAACCACAACUCACAGCUCAGAGGAACUCGUCUGCUUUAUCCAGUUUAGAUCAGUCUAACGCUGAUGAAUUUCUGCAGAAGCUUCUGCCUGUGGUUAAAGAAUCCACAUCUGUCGACAUUAGUUUUUGUAAUAUCACAGAUGAAGGUUGGGCUGUUCUGGCUUCAGCUCUGAGAUCAAACCCCACACACCUGAGACAUCUGGAUCUGUCUGUUAAUAAAGUUGGAGAUUCAGGAGUGAAGCUGAUCUCUACUGUACUGGAGAAUCCUCUCUGUAAACUGGAGACACUGAAGUUGAGUCGGUGUAAGAUCACAGACGAAGGUUGUGUUGCUCUGACUUCAGCUAUGAGAUCAAACCCCUCACACCUGAGACAUCUGGAUCUGUCUGUUAAUAAUGUAGGAGAUUCAGGAGUGAAGCUGAUCUCUACUGUACUGGAGAAUCCUCUCUGUAAACUGGAGACAAUGAAGUUGUGGAUGUGUAAUAUCACAGAUGAAGGUUGUGUUGCUCUGAUUUCAGCUCUGAGAUCAAACCCCUCACACCUGAGACAUCUGGAUCUGUCUUAUAAUAAAGUAGGAGUUUCAGGAGUGAAGCUGAUCUCUACUGUACUGGAGAAUCCUCUCUGUAAACUGGAGACACUAAAGUUGAGUUGGUGUAAUAUCACAGAUGAAGGUUGUGUUGCUCUGAUUUCAGCUCUGAGAUCAACCCCCUCACACCUGAGACAUCUGAAUCUGUCUGUGAAUAAUCUUGGAGAUUCAGGAGUGAAGCUGAUCUCUACUGUACUGGAGAAUCCUCUCUGUAAACUGGAGACACUGAAGUUGUGGAUGUGUAAUAUCACAGAGGAAGGUUGUGUUGCUCUGUCUUCAGCUCUGAGAUCAAACCCCUCACACCUGAGACAUCUGGAUCUGUCUGAUAAUAAAGUUGGAGAUUCAGGAGUGAAGCUGAUCUCUACUGUACUGGAGAAUCCUCUCUGUAAACUGGAGACACUGAAGUUGAGUCGGUGUAAGAUCACAGAUGAAGGUUGUGUUGCUCUGACUUCAGCUAUGAGAUCAAACCCCUCACACCUGAGACAUCUGGAUCUGUCUGUUAAUAAUGUAGGAGAUUCAGGAGUGAAGCUGAUCUCUACUGUACUGGAGAAUCCUCUCUGUAAACUGGAGACACUGAAGUUGAGGAGGUGUAAGAUCACAGAUGAAGGUUGUGUUGCUCUGACUUCAGCUCUGAGAUCAAACCCCUCACACCUGAGACAUCUGAAUCUGUCUGGGAAUAAAUUAAGAGUUACAGGAGCGAAGCUGAUCUCUGAUCUAAAGGAUGAUCCGCAGUAUAAACUUGAGAAAAUAAAUAAGAUUUAUCCACCAGAGACCUCCCAUGUGGGCAUCACUGAUCUGACAAACCCAUUUACAUUGUGGACAGAAAAAGAAUGAUGAAACUCAUAACAGCACAGAGAAAACACAAAAAACCAAGACUUGAACCAAAGAUCUUCUCAUGAGGUGCCAGUUCUGUCUUCUGAGUCACUGUGAUACACGUCGUUUCUUACCUUAAAACAGAAAGUAAAUGGCUUUUCCUCAUGGAAAGGUCUGCAUUCGGUAAAAAUUAGCUAAUCAAAUAUUUCUAAAUCAAAUUCAUGUCCAGUUUUUUCUCAUGUGGCAAGUAGCCGUGUAAUAAUGUACAUGAAGCAUAUUAUAUAGUCGUUUUAUUUGACUUGAUUGUUGUUUAAACUUGUGAUCACAUAUAAACAUAAUAAUCUGUGUAUCGAUUGUCCACAAUGUAUCUAACUAGAAGAGACAUUGAUUAUUAUUCAAUAUCAGUUAUUUUUAUUUAAUUAAAAAAAUUCUCAAAUAAACUUU
Molecule: messenger RNA, 3939 nt
Organism: Triplophysa dalaica
Lineage: Eukaryota; Metazoa; Chordata; Actinopteri; Cypriniformes; Nemacheilidae
Product: NACHT, LRR and PYD domains-containing protein 12-like
Exons: 14
Coding region: 124-3516 (1130 amino acids)
Molecular function (GO): protein binding
Source: RefSeq, a predicted model, not a curated record